UCGAACCUCCUUCAGCGACCUGAAGAGCAAUGCUCGCUCAACUCUGCCACGGCAGUCAACAUUUCCGGAAGACGUUGGAACAGCUGCCGAUAUGCCACACAUAGGCAAGCAGCGCUUGUCCAGGGUCGUGUCAUCAUCGGCAUUGGACGUUGAUGCUGGUUUUGGAGCCUCGUCCGCAACGGUUAACAGCCUGGAGUCGAAGAGAGCAACGAACGGGACAAACGGGGAGACACAACGGUCGCCUGGACUGCCGGGGCUACCAGAGAGCUUGAGCAAGAUUGACAUUGAACAAGCUAUCAACCUGCUGCAACAGUUGAAGAAGACUGCAUCUCCCGAGGAAUUGGUGUCCUUGCACAAAGCACUCCUGCCGACGAGAGAUGUCUCCCCCGUGCCUCCGCCUCAGCUGUCGUCGAUCGAAGAACAUGCAGCCUUCUCCGCUCUUUCUGGCAGAACUAGUUCGGCAAGACCAGCUGGACUUGCAACUCGAGGUAGCUUCCUGGAAGACCCACUGCGUUCACAAGAUGAAGUCGCUGCGAAAACCACGAAAGGCAAGGACUCUUCUGCCGAGCAACAUGGCGCGUGGUUCCAAGAAACCAUGUCAGCUGUUCAUGCCAGGACGUUCUCAAUUACCAGUACUGGGACAGCUCCAGAUUCUUCCUACUCCAGACAAGGCGGUGCUUUUAGCCCAGGCACUUUGCGCGUCACGAAUGGACGUCCUGCGUCACCUGAGCCUGCCACAACACUGAAACUAGUAGCUUCAGAGGACAAAAGCAGCCCAAAGGAGGAGAUACCGCCGGCGAGGAGAUCGGAAGAUGCACCUGUCCUGGUCUCUGGCGACGCUUCUCAGGCUACCUCGCAACAACGCCAGCGUCGUCAUAGUCAGGACUCGCUUGGCUCGGGAGCAUUGCUCUCGCUUGCUCAGCGACGCUCGCAACAAUGGGGUCUGCGCACUUCGCGGCCCAUUCCGUCACUAACCAGUGUUGUUCAGCCCAAGCCCCAAGGACCACGGCCAGAAACACUGAAGCCAGAGCAACGACAGAAAAGCGAAACCAAAGACGAUGCGCUGCCUGCUCGUCGCUCAACUGACAUGCCCCGAUUCGAGCAAAGAUGGAACCAGAGGGCGAAGCAUUUGUCCAACGAGUACCUGCUCGACUGUGACAUUGUCACAAGUCCAUAUGUAGAACAGGUGCACGAGUUGCCUUCCCAUCGACUCAGCACUGUCAAGGAUCUGGACGAGGAUGAAGAGGAAGACGACGAUGCCUGCGCAAAGGCGCUGCUGAAGCUCACCAGUCGCCCUCCUGCCUUGGAACAGAUACAAGAUGGGAACGAAGGCGGCGAGAACUCUGAAGAAGCCUCCGCGCCCAACAAGGCGCCGUUCCUCAGGAAUUCGCCUCCGGCCUUGCGAAAGCAAGAUAGUGGCUACUACUCGGAAGCGUCCAACUCGACACCUAAGCGCACGAGCCCGACUGGCGCCAGCAGAGCAACGACGCUGGAGACGACUCCGGAGAAGUCCCCUGUGCCAGCAAUUGACAUCAGUACUGCCGCUCCAGUGAUACCGGCCUCAUCAGCCGCAAAUGCUGAAGCCAAAAGUGCUGCGGAUCCUCGUAGCAGUUCUACAAGCUUACACAGUCCUCGGAGCGCCACUGCGCAGAAAGAUGCACCACCCGUGGAGAGCAAAAGGAAGCUUUCGCCGUUGGCCAUAUUCCGAUCCCGCGCUCGCGAUGCGAAGAAGAACCGCGUAGCUGCCAACACGUCUUCUGUCGCUUCUCAGCCAUACGAAUCGCUCCCGCAGAGUCCUUCUGCUCAAUCCUCUCAUACCGGAAAGACCUCGAUAGAGACGCGACGCAGAACAUUGCAGAAGAAGCUUCCUGAGCCUGUUCGUCAGCAGAGAAAAGAGGAGCAAGACAGGGCUCGACAGUCUAUGGAUGUUUCUCAGGCGACCGUGGGUACGCCAGUGACAGACUCCCCUACGCGCAUGCCGGAGCAGCAGUCUACACCCGCGACCCCAACUUCAGCCCAGACCAUCAUCAAGCACGUUCCUCCAGCCAAGCAUAAUUCAGAUGCGGAUGAUGAGGGCAGUGUCAGUUCUUCCCCUCACCCUAGUCAGUCCAGCCAUCGAUCUUCGAGGUCCUGGGGUGGAAGAGGCAAGAGCUUCGGGCGAAGGAGCAGCAAGACCAUACCAGAAGAGAGUGUCGAGCAGCCCCCUGUGCCUCCUCUGCCAAGCUCGCUCGAGCGUAAACGUAGUAAAAGUCUCGCAGGGCCUGGGAAAGCGCUUUCUAAGCGUCCAGGCAAUCUUGAAAACAUGGCGAAUGCAAGUUGCAUACGAAGUCACAACGAGACCACUGCCGACCCGGUUCAUUCCGACUUUCAGUCUGCGGCCAGGGCUCUCGAGACUAUUCCGCAAAAAGAGAGCGAAGGCAGCACUAUUGCUUCGGUUCCAAGAGGCGUACGUCGGGCCAGCCUGCGAGGCAAGAAGAGCCGUGAGAACAUGACGAAGCCAGCCAAGGCAGAAGCAGCAACACCAGCUCAACGAGUGGCGCCAAUCCCUGCAAAGAGGUCUGUCCAAGACCUCUAUCCGGAGUGGCAGAGCAAACCUGCGUCGGAGGAGUCGUCGCCUGCUGCGCAGGAGGCACAAAUCGCAGCAGCGCAGCCACAGAUCAGCCUGCGCGGUUUUCCAUCUCAUAGUAUUCCUCCACUACCAGAGCUGCCUACGGACCUGGAAUCGAUACUCUGCAAGGCCGAUCUGAUGAUGUCCAAGAAAAUGAAGAACAGUCCGAAGGCAUCGCCCACAGCCCAAUCUCGCAGCAGCGCAGAGUCGGGUCGUGAUCAGAGCUCGACCAACCUGGCUCCACAGGACCAAGACCUCAGCUUAUCGCUUUUCUCACAGACCGUGGUGGGUGAACCGCCUAUUGCAGAGGGCCCCAGCGACACCGAGAUGCCAGCCGAGGCCGACAGCAAGCCAUUGCACCGAAGACAAUUCAGCUUCGAGCCUCUGAUCAAGCCUCCUCGGGCCGCUGAGACAAAGUCCAAACCUGCAUCGCCUACCCACGAUGCCCAGCAUUCUGGUUGGCCUGGGUGGGAGCACCAAUCCGCGAGAUGGCAUCAACGUCUCUCGGUCAUUGGAGGCGCCGCUGAACUUCCAGCAGCUGACGAGAUGAGCCCAGUCGACAACACCACACCCACUGCAAACAGUCCGACCUCGCCGUCGAUUGUCGUCUCCAGUCAUGUGACACCGCCCGCGUCUGAAGAAGCCGCGGAUAGUACCAGCACGGCUCACAAACGCCGCAGCACUGUUCAAGUGGUUGGCCAUAUGCCCCAUGACAGUGAUUUGGAGAACGAGUCGGCCGUGCCCAGCCUGCGUCGCUCAAAUAGCAUCGUCUCGACUGCCACGUAUGUGACAAUGUCGUCCACUGAUGGUCGUGCGUCGAGGAUUGUGGAUCUUUCGAGGAACAGCGCCAUCUCUCACACCACGACCACUACCAUGACUACCACGGUCUCUUCGCACACAUCGCUCUACACGAGCAACAAUGGCAGCACUAGCAGCGUGGCCACGGGACGCAACCGCAGUGCGUCGCAAGUCUCACUGACCAAUUACAUGCCGUACCGUCCUGCCGACUCUGUACAGGCCGAGCGUUCACGGGCACUGAACAUGGCUCGUCGAUCUUGUCAGGUCAUGAAGAGUGAUGUGGACAAGAUGAGGCUGGGCCGUCAGCCCAGCCGAUCCAAGCCCACCUCUCCCAGCGGAUUCAACCGCUACGGUGGUGGGCUCGAAUUCGGAUGGGAUCGCCAGGCGGGUCUCGUAGGUAGCGCUGGUACACGGAGCUCUUCGAGCGACAACCUGAGCAGAAAGAGCAUCAAGAUUAGUGAGGACUAUGGUCUGGAUCUGACCGACGUACCUGUCUUCUUGCAGCGCAGGACGUGAAAGAGGACGAGAAACACGGUCGUCGGGCAGAUGCAGCCUCACAGAGGCAACGAUUUUCCUUGUGUGGAAUAUUAUAGCGGUAAUCGUGACUUUUACACAUGAUACCAUGAAGGCCCGCGUAUAUAUAUGGAGGCCAGCUUUAAUGUUGAAUGUAUACACC
Messenger RNA from Sphaerulina musiva SO2202, 4082 nucleotides. RefSeq lists its product as uncharacterized. The record is from RefSeq and is a predicted model, not a curated record. The transcript has a single exon. Bases 92 to 3922 code for a protein of 1276 amino acids. Lineage: Eukaryota; Fungi; Ascomycota; Dothideomycetes; Mycosphaerellales; Mycosphaerellaceae.